Vigna umbellata (rice bean) is the source of this 1684-nucleotide messenger RNA. RefSeq lists its product as uncharacterized. Gene Ontology annotation, molecular function: DNA binding; DNA-binding transcription factor activity. Lineage: Eukaryota; Viridiplantae; Streptophyta; Magnoliopsida; Fabales; Fabaceae. The record is from RefSeq and is a predicted model, not a curated record. Gene Ontology annotation, biological process: regulation of DNA-templated transcription.
AGUGUUAUACAUGAUAUGUAUGAAGAAGAAGAAGAAAAGAUGAGUGUAAAAAGAAAAAGUUGUUAUUUAACUUGUUAGUUAAGUUUGGUUAAGUGGAUUCGGGAAUAUAGCAGAAGAGUGAUGGAAAUCUUUGGAGCAGUGUGCAGAAGAGAAGAGACUGUGCACUUUCCCUUUCUAUCUGAAGGCUGCGGAGUGAGAGGUAGUUAUCAUUCACGCGUCACAUUCACGUUAGGUCAUCUCAUAUCUCUAUAAUCUCUAUAAUCUCUAUAAUCUCAUCAACAUUUUCAAACUCACUCUUCAAAUAUCCUUACUUUCCCUAAUUUCUCGAAUCUUGUUAGCUAUCUGCUUAGCCCAGUUAAAUCAGUGCCUAUUUUUUCAGCCAGUUUCCUCCCUCCACAAGCCAACUUCCUCAAUCACCUCACAAAUCAAUCUCUCUGCCUUUCCACUCAUCCAUCACACCCUUGUAGCUUUCUGUCCCUUUGAGCUUUUCUUUUCUUUAUCUUCAAACACACAACAACUUCGUCCUGGAUUUCGUUCGCUUCUGCAUACAAAAGGUUGUUUCUUCACCUUCAUUUAUUACGAUUUUGGUCGGUUCUCUACUUCAGCCCAAACCAACCCUUCUCAUCCUUUCAAAAAAAAUCCCACCUUUUUGUCUUCUUUCUACUUUCCCCUCACUUCUUCUGAGAUCUUAAACAAAAGGUGCUUCCAAAGUGAAGUCCUUUUUCGAAUACGAGAAUGCAGGAUCCAGCGUUGUUCCAGCCCUUGAAACCCCACUUUCCCGAACAAGAGCAGCUUAAGUGUCCGCGUUGCGAUUCCGUCAACACCAAGUUCUGUUACUACAACAACUACAACCUCUCGCAGCCGCGCCAUUUUUGCAAGAAUUGCAGAAGGUAUUGGACCAAAGGAGGUGCUUUGAGAAACAUCCCCGUCGGGGGUGGAAGCAGAAAGAACGCCAAACGAUCAUCCUCAUCCGCCAACACCAAACGCGCUUCCCCGUCACCUGCUCCAGAACCCGACCCGACUCGUGUUUGCCCUAGCCCGGUUGUUGGUGGUGGUGGGAAUUUCGGUUCCCUUUUGGCAUCGGGUGCUCAUUUGGGGAACCUCUUGGUGGGUCUGAAAUCAAGUGGGGCGAAUCUAAAAGCUGUGCAAAUGGAAGAAUUUGGGGAGGAUGUUAGUUCGGGUCACCUGGUGGAUCCGGGUUCUGGUCGGAACCCUGUGCUGGAGAUUGAAAGGAAUGGGAAUGCAGCAAGUUUUCUGAGUAUGCAAAAUGGUGAUUCAAGCUGUUGGAAUGGUACUAAUGGGUGGUCUAACCUUGCAAUUUUCACUCCUGGGCCUAGCUAUGAAAAUUUAUGAAUAUUCUGAUAUAUAUGUAUAUUUAAACAUGUUGUGAAAAGAUUUAUAUAUAUCAGUAGCUUAAGUUAAAGUCUUUGGGAUAUCGGUAUAUCAUAUAUAUCGUGCUAUGGAGAUCACAAACGAGUAAGCCACUGCAAUAGGAUCGAUUUUAAAGUUUCUUUUGUGUUGGAUUUUUAUGUUUGUGGAUGGUGGUGUUCUUCACUUUUACCAAUGAUGGAAGAAAGAAAGACAGCAUGUAUUUUCUUAGAUAUGAAUGUUGUUGUAGUGAGAUUGUUUUCAAUGUCAUCACGUAGAAGUGCUGCCAAUGCCAUGACUUGGAGAUUCUAAUUUA